AAAAAUCCCAGGGCAGGAGGCUUGCGACUCAUUGCACCAGAGCAGAACCAUGAAGCCAGCCGUUGUGGCUCUGCUGCUUAUUCUGCUGGGCGUGGCCUGGCAUGGAGACUGCCACAGCUGGGGCUCAGAUCCGUCGUCUCUGCAGAAGAGGGCGGGAGGUGCCGAUCAGUUUUCUCAGCCUGAAGCAGCAAGACAAGAGGCAUCAGCGGUCACAUCCAAGAGCUACUAUAGUAACCAGCAGGGGAACCCUAAUUACAACUGGCAAUACUAUGCUAAGACCACUGCCAAGGGAGGAGUGGCCCCUUCAGCGUCCUCGGCUUCCCGGGCACAACCUGGUCUGCUGAAGUGGCUGAAGUUUUGGUAGAAAAUUCCUUCUAGUCACUGCCGACACUUCACGAACACAGGUCUCCAGGGGGCUUGUUUGUACUUACCCACAGUCCUCUCUGCUGUGACAGACCUAUCUGGGCGCUGACAUCCCCCACCACCCCACCUAAGGACCUGGCUUACUGUCGUAGCAUCUCAAGAGUCAGCCUCUUUGGAUAACCAGCCAGUUUCUUCACCUUCUCCCGUUUGUGGCGGGACGUUCCCCUAACAACGCAGUGGGAACCUCCUGCUUCGUCUCUGUGGAAAUAAAACACGGCUUCUUUUGUUUUCCCGA
Messenger RNA from Mesocricetus auratus (golden hamster), 658 nucleotides. Its product is annotated as dermokine. Lineage: Eukaryota; Metazoa; Chordata; Mammalia; Rodentia; Cricetidae. The record is from RefSeq and is a predicted model, not a curated record. Gene Ontology annotation, biological process: cornified envelope assembly. Bases 50 to 364 code for a protein of 104 amino acids. The transcript has 7 exons.